Messenger RNA from Penicillium cosmopolitanum, 480 nucleotides. RefSeq lists its product as uncharacterized. The record is from RefSeq and is a predicted model, not a curated record. The coding region runs from base 1 to 480 and encodes 159 amino acids. Lineage: Eukaryota; Fungi; Ascomycota; Eurotiomycetes; Eurotiales; Aspergillaceae. The transcript has a single exon.
AUGCGUACCACUACAGAUGAGGAAAUAUUCCAGGAGAUACCUUUGCAAGUCCGCAGGGCCCUUAUUCCCGGCAACGAUAUAUUAUCCACCCGAAGUUUCACACCAACCAGUCUCACUUGCCUUAUUGUACAACCAUCAGUCGUCCACCCUAUCAGCAGUUUCCUGGUGAAGAUGGAAUUGAGCGGUAUAUUUGACAAGGACAACGAAACACAUGUGCGAUGGUGCCUGCGAAGGUUGAUGUGGCGGAUUGAAGAGCAUCAGACGAUCGUGUCGUUCGCGUGCAAGAAGCACGCCGGCAAACUUCAUGCCGGCUGCAAAGACGUCCUGCAUCAGGAGACGCGCACUGUUGGCCAUAGUGAAGAAAGGUGCAGAUGGAAAUCUGAUUCAAAUAUCGCCGCCGGCGAGAUCAGCAUUCAGUUCGAGGCCAGCAUCAAUUUGGUUACCGAUCCGCUUUGCGAUUUCAAGCCCAUAAUGGUCUAG